AACACCGUUAAAGCAUGCACUAGUUUUAUAAUUUGUCAUGCCAGAAGUUCUCUAACACAAUUAUACCAACCUUUCUCCAACAACAGACUUAGCUCUCCAUUUAUAUUUGAUGCAACAUGUUUUGAAACAAUCUCAUACUAAGAUUUCAUCAGACAACAGCAAUCUUAAGUCUCAUACUCUUAGCUUCCACAUUUAGCCAAUAUGUCACAGAACGGCAAGAACAUUAAUGGUGCAUCCAAGUACUUUUUCCAACCAUCGACGCGGCUUCCUACUCCAGGAAAAGCCACCAUUCUUGCCAUGGGCAAAGCCUUCCCUGCACAACUUGUCCCUCAGGAUUGCUUGGUUGAAGGCUACAUUCGCGAUACCAACUGUCAAGAUUUGGCUAUUAAGGAGAAGUUGGAGCGCCUUUGUAAAACUACUACUGUGAAGACCAGAUAUACAGUGAUGUCAAAGGAAAUCUUGGACAAGUAUCCAGAACUAGCAACUGAAGGCACACCAACAAUCAGACAAAGGCUAGAAAUUGCAAAUCCAGCAGUUGUGGAAAUGGCAAAACAAGCAAGCCAAGCUUGCAUUAAGGAAUGGGGAAGAUCAGCAGAGGAAAUCACACACAUUGUGUAUGUUUCCUCAAGUGAAAUACGUUUACCAGGAGGUGAUCUUUACCUUGCAACUGAGCUUGGAUUGAGGAAUGACAUUGGACGCGUAAUGCUGUAUUUCUUGGGCUGCUAUGGUGGUGUCACAGGCCUUAGAGUUGCUAAAGAUAUAGCUGAAAACAAUCCAGGGAGCAGAGUUCUAUUGACAACUUCUGAGACCACAAUUCUUGGUUUUAGGCCACCUAAUAAUGCCAGGCCAUAUGAUCUUGUUGGUGCUGCACUUUUCGGAGAUGGAGCUGCUGCUGUUAUUAUUGGAACUGAACCAAUUGUAGGAAAAGAAUCUCCUUUCAUGGAAUUGAAUUUUGCAACUCAGCAAUUCUUGCCAGGGACAAAUAAUGUUAUCGAUGGGCGACUUACUGAAGAAGGGAUAAACUUCAAAUUAGGAAGGGACCUGCCUGAGAAAAUACAGGACAACAUUGAGGAAUUUUGCAAGAAACUUAUGGCUAAGGCUGAUUUGAAGGAAACUAAAUACAAUGACUUGUUCUGGGCUGUUCAUCCGGGCGGACCGGCUAUACUUAACAGAUUGGAGAACACACUGAAGUUGCAAAGUGAGAAACUGGAUUGUAGCAGAAGGGCAUUGAUGGAUUUUGGAAAUGUGAGUAGCAAUACUAUUUUCUAUGUGAUGGAGUAUAUGAGGGAAGAGUUGAAGAAUAAGAAAGAUGAAGGUGAAGAAUGGGGACUUGCUUUAGCAUUUGGUCCUGGAAUCACUUUUGAAGGCAUUCUCCUUAGGAGUCUCUAA
Messenger RNA from Nicotiana tabacum (common tobacco), 1389 nucleotides. Its product is annotated as type III polyketide synthase A-like. The record is from RefSeq and is a predicted model, not a curated record. Gene Ontology annotation, biological process: polyketide biosynthetic process. Lineage: Eukaryota; Viridiplantae; Streptophyta; Magnoliopsida; Solanales; Solanaceae. Gene Ontology annotation, molecular function: acyltransferase activity, transferring groups other than amino-acyl groups.